Messenger RNA from Clupea harengus (Atlantic herring), 7591 nucleotides. Its product is annotated as multiple PDZ domain protein. The record is from RefSeq and is a predicted model, not a curated record. The transcript is spliced from 41 exons. Gene Ontology annotation, molecular function: protein binding. Bases 313 to 5892 code for a protein of 1859 amino acids. NCBI's taxonomy places the organism in Eukaryota, Metazoa, Chordata, Actinopteri, Clupeiformes, Clupeidae.
AGCUCUUGAGAUGCGCUUUGUGGGCAUGCGCUGUGGCUGUCAAGUGUCAUUCAAACGCUGUACUCGCAAUCGUCCAAAGAAAUCCUUUGUAUUACGUAAAAAGUUACCGUCUUAAACUCAGACUAACUUACCUUUGGUCAGUAUCAUGUUUUUAGUUUUGUAAGCAAGUGUUGUUUUUUCUUCGACUGGUGAUGUUUGAGCCCGUGGGAAACCUGUUGAUUGAUCCAGGGAAAGGAGGCGAAAUGGAGGUAGGGGAUAUUCCACACUGAUAAGUCACUGAAAGAAGAUAUCAAGUAUCUGGGCUCAACAUUAAUGGCUGACAUCAUGAACACGCAGCGUGCUCUGGCGGCUGUGGAGCGUCUUCAGGCACGGCUGAAGGAGAGAGGCGAGGCGCCCACAGAGGAGAAGCUCAACCUGCUGAAGAGCGUCCUGCAGAGCCCCCUCUUCCGACAGAUCCUGCUCAUGCAGGAGGCCGGCCAGCAGGGACCGUACUCACACCUCAGACAGCAGGGCAGCCAGAUACCACGGUCUCAGUCCAUGAAGGACCCGCGGAACGCUCAGUAUCCAGAGACAUGUUCCUUAGCCAAGAACAACAGGAACCACACUGGCUCCCUGGACCCCAUCCUCACCAUCAGUGACAGAAGAACCCAGGAUGACUUUGACUUUGUCAUCCGUUCUUUGGCUCAGGGUCGAUAUGUGGGCCAUGUAGAGCUGACUAAAGGGCCGCCUGGUCUUGGCUUCAGUGUGGUGGCCCUUAAGACAGAGAAGAACACAGGACUGGGCAUCUUUGUUGAGGAGAUCAAACAAGGCGGUGUGGCAUACAGGGAUGGUCGCCUAAGGCAAGCCGAUCAGAUCCUGGCAGUGGACAGGCAGCUCUUUGACUCCACAGUGUCCCAGGAGCAUGCAGUGAGAGUCCUGCAGAAUGCCACUGACAAGGUCAAGCUGACCAUUGCCAGAGGACCCAUCCCUCAGCUGUCCACCCCACAGAUGAACAGAACCAUCUCCCUGCCCAAGGACCUCUCUAAGCUCACUGAACUGAACAGUUUGGGGUAUAUCCAGGCGAUAGAUUUGGAGAAUGAUGGGACGGGCCUUGGCUUUGGGAUAGUGGGGAGCGAGAGUGCAGGCACCAUGGUCAAAACCAUCAUCCCCGGUGGACCAGCUGACAGGGAUAAGCGUCUGCGCAGUGGUGACCUGAUCCUGCGGAUUGGCGACACUGACCUGGCAGGGAUGGGCAGCGAGCAGGUGGCACAGGUGCUCAAGCAGACCAGCGCACGGGUCAGACUUCUCAUCGCCAGAGACACCGCAGGCAACGACCUGUCUCACCCCGUUACCCAGCAACGAGAGACGAGACCAGCCCAGUACUCUGAACCCGAGAAGGAUAGAACCUACGAUGUGUGGUUAACUAAAAACGCACGCGGCCUGGGAAUCUCCGUUGUCAGAUCGUCGGUAUCCCCUGGCUCAGACUCCAGUGGCAUUGCUGUGAAGAGCAUAGAGAAGGGGAGUGCAGUGGACCAGUAUGGCCAGAUGCACAUUGGAGACCACAUCUUAUCUGUGGACGGGCAGCGGUUGCAUGGCUGCAGUGAACAGCAGGCCAUGCUACUGCUCCGACAAACAGGCCAGACGGUCAGCAUGAGGAUGCUGCGGAUGGGCUCCACGCCCCAGCCAGCGCCUCCCCUCCCAGCCAUCCCCAAACCCCCGCGCAACGCAAAGGCCAAAGACCAAAAUCGCAAAAUCAGCUUCAGCACCGACCAUGAUGAGAAGAUGCAAAAUUACUGUUUAAGUUUGAAAGACAGAGCUGUCAUGAUAAAUAGAAGCAGCUCCAUGGAAAAAAGAGUGACGCUCACAGAGGCGGAAGUAGUGCAACUGAGAAAUAGAUGGCAGAACAAUGUUGGGGACCAGUAUGAAGUAAAGGUGGUGCAGGUGCAGAAGUUCGCUGAGUGUAGCAGUCUGGGGGUGAGUCUGGAGGCUCGUGAGGGCCAUCACUACUUCUGCUCCAUGCUGCCCGAGGGGCCCGUGGGCCAGAGCAGACGCAUCCAGCCGGGGGACGAGCUGCUGGAGGUGAACGGCAUCUCUCUGAGGGGCGAGACGCAUAAGGAGGUAGUGAGCCUCCUGAAGGAGCUCCCUCUCCAAGUGUGUCUGGUGUGCUCCCACCCUGUACCGCCCCCAAACCAGAGUGAGGAAGAUGAGGAGGAGGAUCUACAGCUCUCCCUGAAAGAACUUCUCAAUGAGUUCAAUGAAAUGGUUGAGCAAAACUGUGUGAGUGUGACCCCUAAGGAAGCACAGGAUUCUGGGAAGGUUGAGGGGCGGUCCCCUCUGGCCAUGUGGGAGACAGAGGUCCAGACGUACAAGCUGCUGAAGGGAGAGGCAGGUCUGGGCUUCAGCAUCCUGGACUAUCAGGACCCAGAAGACCCACUAAAGACAGUGAUUGUGAUUCGCUCGCUGGUUCCUGCUGGAUUGGCAGAAAGAGAUGGUCGGUUGUUACCAGGCGACAGGCUGAUGUUCGUUAAUGACACAGACCUUCGCCAUGCGAGCUUAGAGCAUGCUGUUCAGGUCCUAAAGACCACUCCUUUUGGCACUAUACAGAUUGGUGUGGCCAAACCUUUAUCAUGUGAAUCUAAUGCACCAGAAUUGCCAACGGAGACCAGCCGCGAGACCCAAGGAACCAAAACAGAGAAUGACAUCAGGCACAUGUCUGCCCUAAUCAGCAACAGCAUCGCAGUGAGCGACCGCCAGAGUCCCACAUCAAAGUCACCCCCUCAGAAGGAGAAGGUCAAAGGUCAGCUGGGCGGCAUGGAGACGGCUGGCAGACGUUACACCGCCACGUCUCGCAGCAGCAGCUUUCAGAGGACUAUCAGCGUUGUCAGGGGCAACACUAGCCUUGGUAUGACAGUGAGUGCUUUAAAGGAUGGUUCAGGCAUAAUAAUCCGCUCAGUGGUGAAUGGGGGCUCCAUCAGUCAGGAUGGGCGUCUGAGUGUUGGUGACGGCAUUGUAGCCAUAAAUGGAGAGGCCACCACCGACCUGGACAACGCUCAGGCCCGAGCCUUGCUCCGCCGACACUCUCUCCUUGCACCGGAGCUCAGUGUGACGUAUGUUCCUGCUCCUCUGCUUGAUAAGCACCGAGCUACUUUUGUCCAAUCAAAACAGGAGGACUCCUCCCCAUCACCACUGAAGAAGACAGCUGAGCCAGUUAGAGAACGGGACACAGACGACUCGCAAACAAUGACACAGAGGAAAGAGAGGGAGGGAGAGAGAAUUGAUGGAGUGAGAGAGAGGGACAAGCAGAGAAUUAAAGAGCAUGUGGUGGAUGGACAGGGAAAGAUGAGAGGUGAAGACAAGGGAAGGAAAGGAGGAGAGAGAGAAGGAAGAGAGGUGAAGAAUGGAGAGAGAGAGCAAAGAGAUGGAGAGGAUAGAGAAGGAAGUCAACUGUUGAAGCGUUGCAGUAAGCCAAGAGGAGUAAGACUGUUCAGACAGUCAGGGGGGUCGCUGGGCAUCAGUAUUGCUGGCGGGGGAAAGAUGGCCAAUCGCCUUAGCAACGGGGAGAUGAGGCGGGGCGUCUUCAUCAAACACAUCGCAGAGGACAGCCCAGCGGGCAGGACUGGCACAAUCAAGACUGGAGACAGGAUUCUGGAGGUGGCAGGAGUAGACGUACGUGACGCCACUCACGAGGAGGUGGUGGAAGUGAUCCGCCGAGCAGGAGACAGUGUGGAGUUUCUACUACAGAGCCCGCAGGAAUCCUCUACAGUCACAGAGAGUAGAGAAGAAUCGUCAAAGACACGCACUCUCUCCGAUAGUAAGGAAUCUGAGACUCAGAGUAGCCUUUUCCUCCGUCUCUCCCCAGCCAACCCCUUUACCCCAAUCCCGUUUAAGUCACCCCAGGCUCCGGGGGAGAGGGUGACGAUCAGGCCCCCCCGCACCGCGCCCACUCCUCUCAGUCUUUGUCCGAGGCCUGAGGGGUCACACGCACACGAACAGACAAAAACACUUCCAGACGCCCCGCAGACCGCUCCAGAAAGACCCAACAUGCCAGCCCAAUUUGGACCAAGCUGUGAUGAGGAGUUAGCUGCCUUGUGGAAGCGAAUGCUGCAGAGGUACGGUAGUUUGCCGGGUGAACUGUUGAUGAUUGAGCUCACUCAGGGCAGCGAGGGGCUGGGUUUGCAGCUGGUGGGAAACAAGGAUGGUUCUCGCUCCACUCUGAGCAUCUACGUGGGGGCCAUGGACCCUCAAGGAGCCGCCGCUGCGGACGGGCGCCUCAAAGUGGGAGAUGAACUUCUUGAGAUUAAUGGGCAGAUUCUAUAUGGUCGCAGUCAUCAGAACGCCGGCACCAUCAUCAGUAGCGCUCCAGCUAAAGUCCGAAUCAUCCUUAUCAGAGGUGUCCAGCAGCCAGAGAAAUCCAGCCAAAGCACUGCUCCUGCCACUCACGGACCAGCAGCCAAUCACACGCCUCUCUCCGCCCCCCACGAAGACUCCUGUUGGCCUCCUCCUCCUCCUCCAUGCUCGGUGACCUGUGACCCCCUGAGCUGCCCCAUCAUCCCUGGCUGUGUGACCACCAUCGACCUGUGUAGGGGCCUCACAGGCCUGGGGCUCAGCAUAGUGGGCGGCUGCAACACUGCACUGGGGGUGAUUCUGAUCCACGAGGUGAAUGAGGGGGGAGCGGCACGGAGGGACGGCAGGCUGUGGCCCGGGGAUCAGAUACUGGAGGUGAAUGGUAUAGACCUGCGGAUGGCCACGCAUGAGGAGGCUCUGAGUGUCCUGCGCUUGAGCCCCCAGCGCGUGCGCCUGUGUGUGUACCGCCAGCAGGGGGGGUACGUCCACAGACACGUGCAGGAGGAGCCCAUGUCCUGCAGGGGGCAGCAUGGCUACACGUCUGAAGACAUGUGGGACCUGCUGACUGUGGAGCUCAAACCCAGCCUGGCACAUGGCCUGGGACUCAGCAUAGUGGGGAAGAGGGAUGACACGGGUGUAUUUGUGUCAGAGCUGAGGAGGGGAGGUGUGGCAAAGGCAGAUGGCAGGUUGAUGGUAGGCGACCAGAUUCUGUCCAUCAACGGAGAGGAUGUCCGAACCGUAACAGAGGACUAUGCCAAAUCCCUUCUACAGAACUGCACCAAAUCUGUGGCACUGGAGAUGGCACGUUUCAAAGCAGUUCAACACCAGCAGUUAGGCUGUCAGAAGGGAUACGCAGACACUCUCUCCAACAGGCAUGUGAGCAGCUCAGAUCAUGGGCUUACACAAGUGGACAACAGGAACAACAACCACACUUCAGAUGAAAGCACGGAUAAGAGAAGUGUCACUCUCCAGAAGCGGGGGGCAUUAGAAUCCUUGGGCUUCAGUGUAUCUGGAGGGGUAGGGAGUCUCCAUGGCAACAUCCACAUCUCCUGGAUGGACCCAGAUGGAUUGGCAGCACAGACACAGCAACUGAAAGUGGGAGACCAGAUUGUGAGCAUCGGUGGCAGACACACAGAGGGAAUGAGUCACGCUCAGGUGGGGGCUCUGUUGAGAGAUGCCAGCGGGACCAUCAGCCUACAGGUGGUCUCAGGGGUUACUGGAAAUAGGAAUGAAAUCACUAAGGACCAGGCCUCUGCAUCAGGCCUCUCAGAGAACUACACCACCCAUAACCACUUAAGUCCCACUCAGUGCCACUCCAUCACUCUUCACAGAGGUGCCUCUGGUCUGGGUUUCAGUAUUGUGGGCGGAAUCGGCAGUCCCCAUGGUGAUCUGCCCAUAUAUGUGAAAACCAUCUUUCCCAAGGGGGCUGCGGUGGAGGACGGCCGUCUGAAGCAUGGGGAUCAGAUCCUGGCUGUCAAUGGGCUGAAUCUGGUGGGGGUGACUCAUGCCGAGGCUGUGGAGAUCCUGAAGAGGAGCAGAGGCCAUGUUGUCCUCACUGUGCUCUCCUAGAUACAUGGCGCCUUCUGAUGAUGUCACACGUGCACACCAGUGACAGUAUGAUGCUGUGAUGACAAUCUUGAUGACACGGUCAAUUCACUACAAUAAUAUACAUCACACAUUUAACUGUGUAACUGCGUAACUGUAUAACUGAUGAUGUCUUACAAACACAAACUAAAGCUUCCUUCAGAGGAGACUUGGUUUUGAAUCUUUACAGCCAUGGCUGAUGUACCAUCCAUCUAGUAAGUGGUCAGCAGAUUUAUUUCAUUUUCGUGUUGUAUUUGCAGACACCGACACACAAUGAGACAGAACUGGGAAUUCUGUCCUGCCAAUGUCCCAUUAGUGACAAUGACCUUCAGUCAUGACUGACUAAGCUACCUACAUGACACAUGUACAUUUACAGGUUCAUGACUUUGACCUUCUCACAUGAUUCUACCUGUUACACUAUCCAGCCUUCUUCUCGGGCUGUAGUGUUUUCCUCAGCACCUGUCUAGAAAAAUGAAGAGAUUUAUUUUGUGUAUUAUUUGAGUGUAUUUCUGGGGGCAAUGCUUUGAAGCUGAUCUGAAUCUCUAGUUCUGCCACGUUCUUAUAGAAGGAUCAGAUCGUAAUAGAAGUGCUCUUUAGUCAUAUUGGAGAAAUAAAUACUGUGCCCUUCAUUAACUUCAUAAAUUCAUUAUUAGCUAUGUAACACUGUACCACAUUGCAUAUCACAUUAUUACAGUAAUUGUUUGUUUGUUUGUUUUAUAAAUUGGAGAAUAAAUUGGAUUCUAUGUGUCUCCUGACCAUCAGAAUCAUUAUUAUCUAAACUGAAUGAUUUCUAUCCAUAGUAACCAUAUGCAUUUCAUGUUCUCUCAUUUCACCGACAUAUACACAAGGACAUUUGAAUUUAAUCUGUGUUCUAAUGUCAAACACAUGGACUGUAAAAGGUCUGAUCACUGUUACUUGGCCCAAUACUGCCCUCUAGUGGUCACUACAGUUGGCAACAUAUGACAUACAUGCAAGUAGAUCAGCUAUCUAAUUACACCAGUCCAAUAUAACCAAGGACACUCGUCUCUUCUCCCACCAAUUUUAAUGAAUCCUUUUGAGCUUGAAGAAAAUGCACUGACACCACCCUCUGAAACCUUCCAGCCCUCCCACCCUUGACAGGCAUGUCCUGCUGAUUGUCGAAUGAGAGCUCCGAUCAGCAUGACUUCUCAGGUUGCUGUUGUUUAUGGUGUACAUCAUAUUCCUAAAAAAAAUAUUGAACCUAGUGUACAUUCAGACAACAUAGCCAAUUACACAGUGUAAUAUAGUCGACCGGGUCAAAUUACUGAAGAAACUCAUUGUAGCAUGUUUUUCUAUGCAGUGUAUUGGCUUCAAAUAGCAUGGUUAAUAGAGGCUGAGAGCCCAGAAGCUUAUGAGGUGAAUGAUAAACUUCACUCCUAAAUGUGGAUCUCGGAGGGGCUUGGUUUGAAUGGUGCUCCUGUGAAUAUUCUCAUGCUGUGUUCUCACCUGUCUUUUGCUCAUCAAGUACUAGAUUAGCUGUCAAACAACAGCCGUUAUCUAAACAUAAAAAAAGUGAUUAUCAAACGGCACUCUGUUUGUAUUAAGUAUUGAUCAGGAGUUGGUUGGCCCUCUUGAAAUAAUUCAACAGAAAAAAAAAACACACAAGACCACGGUGUUCAACGUCCUCAAAAAGAAUAAAUCAGAGGAGAAAGGAUAAAAAAAAAAA